Messenger RNA from Andrographis paniculata, 2043 nucleotides. Its product is annotated as protochlorophyllide-dependent translocon component 52, chloroplastic. Gene Ontology annotation, molecular function: chlorophyllide a oxygenase activity; 2 iron, 2 sulfur cluster binding. The transcript is spliced from 7 exons. Lineage: Eukaryota; Viridiplantae; Streptophyta; Magnoliopsida; Lamiales; Acanthaceae. The record is from RefSeq and is a predicted model, not a curated record. The coding region runs from base 61 to 1719 and encodes 552 amino acids.
GAGUUAAUUAAUUAAUUAAAGACGAUCGAGAGUGAAAACAACGAUAUCAUCUCGUUUGCCAUGGAAGCUCUCAAAGCUUCCGCUUUUCCUCCGCGACACCGCUCAUUCUUCUCCCCAAUAGCUGCUGCUCCCUGUCCCACCUCCCCCCGUUUACCGAUCCCCGUUUGGCUUUUGCACACUCCAUCAAUCAAACACCGCCGAUCCACCACGCCCCUCCCAUUCCCCGCAAUCCGUCGCAAUAGAAGGAGCUUCAAGAUUUGCACCGCCGUUACUCCCACUGCCCCGUCGACCCAAGAGUCCUUCUCACCCGAAAGCGAGGGUGAGAAGUUUGAUUGGUAUGCACAGUGGUACCCUGUUGUGCCGAUAUGCGACCUGGACAAGAGGAGGCCGCACGCUAAAACCGUGCUGGGAUUGGAUAUAGUGAUUUGGUACGACAGGAAUGAGGAUGCGUGGAAGGUGUUCGACGACAGUUGCCCUCACCGAUUGGCUCCACUAUCUGAGGGGAGGAUUGAUCAGUGGGGCAGAUUGCAGUGUGUUUACCACGGGUGGUGCUUCGGCGGCUCCGGUGACUGCAAAUUUAUUCCUCAAGCCCCUCGGGAUGGCCCUCCGAUUCACACUUCCAAGAAAGCGUGCGUAGCUGUUUACCCAAGCUGUGUUCAAAAUGGCAUCCUUUGGUUCUGGCCAAAUUCUGAUCCACAGCACCAAGACAUACUAUCUAGGAAGAGGCCUCACUACAUUCCUGAACUGGAUGAUCCAUCAUACACGGAUUUGAUGAUCUGCAGAGACAUCCCAUAUGGGUAUGAAGUUCUUAUUGAGAAUCUUAUGGAUCCUGCCCACGUUCCAUAUGCACAUUAUGGCAUCAUGAGAAUGGCAAAAGUGCCUGAGAGUUUGAAGGCCGAUAGAGAAGGGGGCAGACCUAUGGAAAUAAGCAUUCAGAAACUAGAUGUAAAUGGAUUUACUGCAAAGCAAGUUUUUGGGGAAAACUAUUUUAUCCCACCUUGUCUUUACUAUGGAUUUUUCAGUCCAGGAGGGAAUCAAAACAUGAACAAAACUUCUGCUGCUGGAACCAAGAAAGAUUUAGUUCCAAGUGUUCCCUCCCAGAAAAGAGCUCUUCUAAUUUUCUAUUGCGUGCCUGUCAGUCCGGGAAAUAGUAGAGUGAUCUUUGCGUCUCCUAGAAAUUUUGCUGUUUGGGUAGAAAGAAUUUUCCCACGUUGGAUAUUUCAUAUUGGACAAAACUUAAUCCUAGAUUCAGAUCUCUAUCUUCUUCAUGUUGAGGAGCGUAAGCUGAUGGAGGUUGGGUCUAUCAAUUGGCAUAAAUCUUGCUAUGUUCCAACCAAGGCAGACGCCCUUGUGGUGGCCUUCAGGAGGUGGCUAAACAAGUAUGGGGGCACUCAAGUCGAUUGGCGGAAUAAAUUCAGUGGAGUGUUGCCACCCACCCCUCCUCGAGAACAGCUCUUUGACAGGUUCUGGUCUCAUACUGUGAAGUGUAGAAGCUGCGAUGCUGCAUAUAAAAGUCUGAGCGUAAUGGAGCAUGUACUGCAGGUUGCCUCCAUUGGUUUGAUCGUAAUAGUUGCAGCGGCCAAGCAGGGUUCUGUGUCGGUAGCUGCGAGAUAUGGGUUGGGUUUUGGGGCUGUGUUAUGCCUGGUGGCGUCGAAGUGGCUGUCGCAUUUUGUGUACAAAACUUUCCGAUACCACGACUACGACCAUGCCUUCCGGUGAAUGCCAUGGAGAAGAUGGAAUGCACAUGAUGUUGUUUAUGUUCGGACUAUUAUUGUGUUAUAUCGAUGGAUUGUUACAACAACAAUAUGUGUUUUUUUUUUUUUUUUCUUAUAACAUGAGAACCCGCAGCUGCUAUCGAAAAUGCGCACCGGGUAAAUCUUCAAUCGAACUUAAUACCCUACAAAUUAGGCCCGACAAGUCACAUUAGACGAAUCAUGUGUGGCAGGUUACAUGCACCAUCGGGAUUAUUCCAUGACCUCACGUGACAACUGUUGUAACCAAGUGAUAACAAAUAAUUUUACUUCAGAUGAUCUUAUUGAAGAA